UGCAGGCACAUCACAGCUCAAACUACCGUCCAGAAGAAGCAGCAGCUCACCUCACCUGCACAGACAUGGCUCCCUGCUCUGAAAACUACUCCUCUAUUCACCACAUGAGGAUUUCUGUGAGAGACAACAUUAAACUGAGAAAACCUGUUGUGGAGAAAAUGCGUCGAGAUCGCAUCAACACCUGCAUCGAGCAGCUCAAAAUCAUCCUGGAGAAAGAGUUUCACCAGCAAGAACCCAACUCCAAGCUGGAAAAAGCCGACAUCCUGGAGAUGACUGUGAGCUUCCUGAGGCAGCAGCUGCAGCCAGGCCUCUGUCAGAGCGACUUUAAGCAAGGCUACUCUCACUGCUGGAGGGACUCUCUGCACUUCCUGUCUGCUGCCUCCAACACAGACGGCUCUGUCACUCCUCUGCAGAGUCUUCAGCAGCAGCAGCAGCAGCAGCAGCAGCAGCUCCAUCAGGUCCAGAGAGCCAGCAGCUCGUCCCCAGUCUGUCCCACCAUGCUCCUGAAGAGCAGCAGCAGCAGCAGCAGCAGAGGACCUGUGUGGAGGCCGUGGUAGAGACUCUAUGACACAGACACUUGAGGGAACCUGUGGUCUCCCUCACUAUGUAGGAAAAUUAUUUCCACCCUGCUCACUGGUGGUGGGUUUCUUUAUUUUGUCUCAUCACAUUGAUGGACAAGUGGUAAAAGCAAAGGCUGCCAUGUAUUUGAAGAUCGUCCUGCUUCAACUUGAUCUGUUUGCUUUUACCGUAUACGUCUAAAGCUGGAGGUUGACUUUGAGUGAUGAUGGUUGUGUCAAAUCUUAUGAAAUAUGUGUUCACUCCAGUGGAGUUUAUUUGUGGACUGCUCAGUGUAACGGUACAUGCAGUUUAUACUGUAAAUCUGCCAUACUGUGUUCGCUGACAGCUGCUGUCGAGAGUAUUUCUCUUCUGUUUGGAAUUAUCUAUGCCCAAUUUAUUUGGAUGAGGAUGAUGCGUGUUUGUGAGUGAAUGUGUGUGUGUGAAUACAAGUGGAUGUAUUGCACCAAGAUGUUGAUGUGGUUGUUUUUUUGUUUACAUUUUUGGCUCUUAAAACAUUUGUAUGACA
Molecule: messenger RNA, 1084 nt
Organism: Solea senegalensis (Senegalese sole)
Lineage: Eukaryota; Metazoa; Chordata; Actinopteri; Pleuronectiformes; Soleidae
Gene: her12
Product: hairy-related 12
Exons: 2
Coding region: 66-557 (163 amino acids)
Biological process (GO): anterior/posterior pattern specification; regulation of transcription by RNA polymerase II; regulation of neurogenesis
Cellular component (GO): nucleus
Molecular function (GO): DNA-binding transcription factor activity, RNA polymerase II-specific; protein dimerization activity; RNA polymerase II cis-regulatory region sequence-specific DNA binding
Source: RefSeq, a predicted model, not a curated record